This is a messenger RNA of Osmia lignaria (orchard mason bee), 3108 nucleotides long. RefSeq lists its product as uncharacterized. The record is from RefSeq and is a predicted model, not a curated record. NCBI's taxonomy places the organism in Eukaryota, Metazoa, Arthropoda, Insecta, Hymenoptera, Megachilidae. Gene Ontology annotation, molecular function: 2-oxoglutarate-dependent dioxygenase activity.
AGAUGUGAGGAAUGCAGGGAUGUAAGGGAAGCAGAGAGGUAAGGGAUGCAGAGAUAUAAUGGAUGACGAGAUGAAAAGAAUGCAGGGAUGUAAGGGAUGUUGGGAUAUAAAGAAGCCAGGAAUGUGAGGAUUGCAGAAAUGUAAGGGAUAUAGAGAUGUAAGGAAUGCGGUGAUAUAAGGGUGCAGGGAUAUAGUGAAAUCAGAGAUAUAGAGGGUGCAGAUGGAAGUAAACGUCUUUUUAAACAUGCGUAACGCGCCGAUACGCUCUCUGUUGGCAACAGUCUCGAAUAUAUUUUUCGCAUGCGCACUACAAUUAUUUAUUAUGAAACAAACUUGUAGAUAAUUAAGAAAUUAUUCACUCAGAAACAAUGAAAAUGAUAUAUUUGUAAAUAACAAAGGAUUUCUAAUCAAUAACAGUUAUUAGUUAUCACAAAAUCUGUUUGUUAUUAAAAAGUACUGAAAAGUUCCGGCUGACAUUAUGACCGAAAUAAAAUUGCUAAUUACAAAAGAACUAAUUUGUCACAAACGUUAAACAUGGACUCACAAUCAAUCACAAACGAUUUAUAAACGAAAUACACUAAGAAAAAUUAAAAAUAAUCAUAUUUUAUUAUACCUUCUAGUUAGCUUCGUGUAGGUCGGUGGUUCGGGUUCCCUAAUACCCCAAUAUGAUGUCAGGUUGGUAUAAGGACAGCGCCAUCGGUGCAUCGGGGUCUCUGGCACCCCGGAUGCCAUGAUGUCGAUAAGCAGAGUAUCACCGGUACUUCGGGGUGCCUAAUACCCCAAGAUGAUAUCAAGUGGGUAUCCAGAGAGCGUUACCGGCGCUCCGCUCAUUCCUUGUAUAAGUAAACAUAUAUGAUCUGAGCGGAAGAAAUCGGCAAAGAUCAAAUCUUGAUCGCGUCUUCCUCUUUUUCAUUUUCUCUUUAUUCGCUGUUCUUUUUUACUUCUCCCGGGUUUAAUGCCCCUGCCGACACAUUACGUAUCGUUAAGGAAAUGCGCGCGCAACUGAAAUGUGCGACCCAUAGACUUUCUAUAGAAAAUCUGAAACCUCUGUAACUUUUGACCCCGAUCACUUAGCCCCACAAACGCCACAGCUGUGAGCUAGUCUCAGCAAGAUCUUUCUAACGACUUACAAAGCGUAUCUCUAACUCUAGUAGUUCUCAAGUUGAAAAGUGACACGGACGGACGUCUUUGCGCUUUAUGUAUAUGAUGAGAUUUCAGUUUUUCUUAAAUUGCGUAUGUUCUUUUAAUUGCAAUAAAUAAAUGAUGUUUCGAAUUGAUUUUCGGUGAAAUACACGCGAAAAGUAAACGGGUUAAGGAAAUGGGAACGUUCGAUAAGCGUUGCCUCAAUGAUUGUAUUUUAACAAGAAAAUCCUCGCGGCUCAAUGAACACCACCACCUGCUCCGUGCGAUAAGGAAAUCGACAGGAUCCACUCGACCGCCAUAUUAACGUAACGCGUGUUCCAUUUUCUUUUUUUUUUCAAUCUAUGUUUCUACUAAAUGGAAGUCGACGAAAAAGCAAAAGAGAAAAUAAAAGGAAAAAGCAGGUGGUGUCCUUUUCAAUUGAGAAUUCCCUUGUUUCGAAGCAAGGUUAGAAGGAAUUGCGUCGAUCCCAGUUCCCACGGACAAAUUUCAUUUCAAUCAAUCGCUAUACCAGAUUCUUGUUCAUUUCACACCCCCGUGCUCGCAUCAUCCCCACGCGCAACAGUCCUUUGGCGUCGUGGAACCUCGUGAAAGGAUCCUGGCGCAGUUCAACGUCGACCACCAUAACCACUGUCAACCCCCGGUAGCCAUGGUCAUCUAAAAAUUUCCAAUAAGAAGAUUGCUUAAACAAACACCAUCUUAAAAAUACAAUUUGUAAAUUGAAAAACACUGUCGUCGAAAUCUAUUGGUGAUUAAAAUUGAUUAUCCUUGAAAUAACUAAAGAGUGGAUCUUCGAAUAUAAAUUUAUCCCCGAGGAACUGAAAUUAAAAAUAAUUCAGCGAGUGGAAAAUUAAUAAUUGGAAUUGAUCAAGUAUCCGAGUGAACAAUUGAAAAUUUCAAAAGAAUUUUAACAGAUCUAUGUCAUGACGGACGUGAAUAGCAACAAAUUGAACGGCGAAUCCUCGAGAAAAACCUUCGAGCUCGCGAGGAAGGAAUUACGUUCGCUGGUGAAUAAAAUCGAAGGAACCGGUCUGUCGAGCAGAUCGUUUAAAUUACUUCGCGUUUAUUCCUUGCUGAAGCCCGGAAGUUCCAAGUUUCGCAGGACACACCUGUGGAUUCUACUGAUUCCCGCUUGGAUUCUUGGCCAAUUUUUGUGGAAUUAUGGAUUAUCGGUUCGCUACGACAAGUGUUUGGCAGAGUUUCCCUCGUUCACGCAGAACAUUUUCCGGCCAGCCGAGGAUUGCUCGAUGUGCCAGGACGUUCAACAGGUUGACAGGAUAUCCAACGCGGAACCUGUUUCGUUCGAGGAACGUUACGCGUAUACCGGAAGGCCGGUGGUGAUCACCGAUGCGACAACAAAUUGGACAGCCCCGAAAGUAUUCUCCUUCUCCUUCUUCAAAUCCUUGUACGAAGGUCAGGACGCGAAUUGUCAAUUCUUCCCGUACAAAACCGAGUUCAAGAAUCUUCAGGAGGUGUUCAACAUGAGCACCAGUCGUUCCCUUCUCGAAAAGGGAACGAAACCGUGGUACGUCGGUUGGAGCAACUGCGACGACGAAAUUGGCAACGUGCUGAGGAAACACUAUCAAAAGCCUUAUUUUCUGCCCGACACCGCGGAAAGCGAGAAAACUGAUUGGAUUUUUAUGGGAAGCCACGGUUACGGGGCACCUAUACACGUGGACAACGUGGAGCAUCCGUCGUGGCAAGCACAGAUAAAAGGAGAGAAAUUAUGGAUCCUGGAACCACCCAGGGAGUGUCAUUAUUCCUGUAAGAGGUUGCAGGUCGUGGUACACCCUGGUGAAAUAAUCGUCUUGGACACGAAUCGCUGGUACCAUCAAACAGAGAUAGUUUCCGAGGAGAUGAGCAUCACUAUCGGUGCGGAAUACGAUUAAAAUAAAAUGAACAAUGUAGGCUGACAGUAAAAUUGCUGUAGCGAGAAAAAAAUUUAAUAAAAUUAUAUUUAUCUUUAAA